GCGGAACCCAAACAAACCCUAAAUUCUCCGCCGAGCGUGGUUGAUAUAGCCGUAACCCAUUCAAUAACUAUUCUCCAAGCCCUAUAAACCAGGAAAGGGAAGCAAAAACACCAAAAAUGGUCCCAGAGGGGGUCGAACCCUCGACUUUCGCGUUAUUAGCACGACACUCUAACCGACUGAGUUAUGGAACCGUGAUGGAGUUGCCGAGCCGGAUUUUUGACACCAUGAGCUGGGCCGGUUUCAUGGCAUGUCAAGAGGCUGUGAGGGGUUGAUAACAAUCAUUGAACAAGGAAAGAAUGCAGGGAAUUGAAUUGGAGAGAUAUUAAGGAUUUAGGCCUGGAGGACCGAAAUUUCAUUGACGAUGGAGUUCAUGGACUGGUUUGUGGGUAGGGUGGAGGAAGCCAGCUGGGAGCGUGGGACACUCUAGUUCGAAAGAAAGAACGAAUAUCAACCGUUUGAUGUCUAAUCUGG
Messenger RNA from Aspergillus versicolor CBS 583.65, 471 nucleotides. RefSeq lists its product as uncharacterized. The transcript is spliced from 2 exons. Bases 117 to 272 code for a protein of 51 amino acids. NCBI's taxonomy places the organism in Eukaryota, Fungi, Ascomycota, Eurotiomycetes, Eurotiales, Aspergillaceae. The record is from RefSeq and is a predicted model, not a curated record.